ACUUCUUUUUUUGGGAGAUCCUGGAUUCGAGGCUACUUAUAGUCACUCACCCGUCCGGUCCUCCUCGUUUCAAUAACGCUUUACCGACCGCAAGUGAUACCCAUCUGGCACGCUAUACUCGAACAAGGAUCCCGAAGAAUGUACCUUGACAGUCACACUGCCCCCUUGGAAAUCAUCUCCACCCGUGUACCCCGUGAUAGGAAGCCGCGUACAGAGCACUAGGAUGAAUACAAAAGCUUGACGUCAAGGUCUAUUGAAGGGUUAACUUCCCCUUCUCUUCCAAUGGCCCACACCGAACUCCAAAAAGUACCCAAUGAAUCUCCCGGCACGAAUGAAUCCGACAGACGUCUCCUCGAGCUGGGCUACAAACCUGAAUUUCGUCGUGAAAUGUCGUUAUUUGGAGUCCUUGGAAUCUCAUUCUGUGCUAUCGGCAUCUUGACCGGGAUGUCAAGUGCAUUUCAGACAGGGUUGUUUUCGGGUGGGCCUUUGGGUUUAUUCUGGGGAUGGAACGUUUGUUCACUAUUCAUGCUUUUCAUCGCACUCAGUCAGGCCGAGAUAUGUAGCGCAUAUCCUACAAUGGGUGGCUUAUACUUCUGGGUCUGUAAAAUGAAGCCAGACCGACCUAUUCUUGGAUUCUGUACGGGAUGGAUAUACUCAAUUGCCAUGACCCUCACAGGCACUUCAGGAAACCUAAGCACAGCCCUCUUCCUAGCAUCCCUAAUAGAAGUCGGCCAGGGUGUAACCCUCACUCGAGUUGAAAUCGCCGCUAUCGCAUGGGGAAUCAACAUCCUUUCCGGAAUCAUCAACACUGUCGGUACGAAAGCCAUCGGGAGAAUGAGCACUUUCAAUAUCUGGUGGACACUUGCCGGAACGUUUGUGUUGGUAGUCACUCUUUUGGUGAAAGCCCCAGCGAAGAACAGUGCAAAAUUUGUGUUUACAGACUUUGAGAACUUCACCGGGUGGGAAUCCAAAGGAUUUGUUGUCCUUCUCGGCUUCAUCCAAGCCGUCUACACGCUCGAAGGCAGCGAAACAGCCGGUCAAGUCGCAGAAGAAGCUGUCCGCGCUGAAUUUUUAGCUCCCGUCGCCAUCGUCGGGAGCAUAGCCGGCUCGUGGCUCAUCGGACUCGCAUACAUGCUCGCUCUCCUCUUCUCCGUCCAAAGCAUCAGCAGCGUCCAAUCCACAUCUUUCGCUAUACCCAUAGCACAACUCUAUCACGACGCUGUGGGACCGAAAUUGACCUUGAUGUGUCUCACUUUUAUAUGCUUGGGGCAGUUUAUGGCAGCUGUUACGGCUUUUACGGCUAGUUCGAGGUUGUUUUAUGCGUUGGCUAGAGAUAAUGCGUUUCCUGCGAAGAAGACGUAUAUGAGAUUGAACCGGUUUCAGGCGCCGUAUGUGGGUGUUUGGACGUCGGUGUUGGUAGGAUGUGCGAUUUCGUGCACUUAUAUUGGGUCCCCGAUCGCUUUCAACGCUAUACUCUCGUCUGCCGCUAUCGCAGUCAUGCUCGGAUACUUACAGCCGAUCAUCAUUCGAGUGUUUUGGCCUUCUGCCUUAUCAUCUCGUGGUCCAUUCCAUCUCGGUCGUUGGUCAUGGGCCAUUAACGCCGCCAGUUUCGCUUUUACAAUAUUCAUCUGUGUACUAUUCAUCCUCCCUACUUCUCACCCAGUCAACCAAAACAAUAUGAAUUAUGCUGUUGUUUCCGUUGGAGGUUUGAUGUUGAUCGUUGGGUUGACGUGGGUGUUUUGGGGGCGGUAUCGCUUCAAGGGACCUGUUCAUACGAAUAUCCAUAUUGGGGAGGAGCAGUCGGUUGAUGGGAAGACGGAGUAA
Messenger RNA from Marasmius oreades (fairy-ring Marasmius), 1824 nucleotides. RefSeq lists its product as uncharacterized. Lineage: Eukaryota; Fungi; Basidiomycota; Agaricomycetes; Agaricales; Marasmiaceae. Gene Ontology annotation, cellular component: membrane. Gene Ontology annotation, molecular function: transmembrane transporter activity. Gene Ontology annotation, biological process: transmembrane transport. The record is from RefSeq and is a predicted model, not a curated record. Bases 283 to 1824 code for a protein of 513 amino acids. The transcript has 11 exons.